ACCGGCACAAGUGGAGCUGCAAACAAAAAAAAAAUUUCAUUUUCAAACGGAACUUUGGCGAAAUCCGUACUUCUCCCACCGUCACUUCUUUAAUUCUUUUUUCGCUGUCACUCUUUAAUUUUUCCUCCGUGCUUUUCGGUUUGUUAUUGUUAUUGUUAUUUUUUUUGCUGUGUGUUUUUUCGGUGUUUUUUUUUCGUUUUUGGACAAGGUUCUCCGAACGUAAAUAAAAUAUUAAUUAAUUUAUUUACUGUGUAUUUAAAACGCCAAGUUAAACAAUUAAAAUGAGAAUCGUUUGGAGCAAAAAGCUCGUCCUAUGGCUGGUCCUGGCCGCCGUAAUGGUUACGGCAUUGACCCUCGGCCUGGUCUUUGGACUCCGGAACAAGGACACUCGGCUCAUCAGUGGCGCCGUCGUCUCCAAUGGCAUCGGUUGUGCAGACAUUGGCGGUGAUGUCCUCAACGAUGGCGGCUCGGCGGUGGAUGCCGCCAUUGCCACGUUGCUGUGCGAGGGCCUGUUGCUGCCCCAUUCCAUGGGGAUUGGAGGGGGAUUUGUGGCCACCAUUUAUACGAGAAGCACUGGGAAAGUAGAGACUGUGAUGGCAAGAGAAUCGGCACCGGCGGCCGCCACCCAGGACAUGUUUGUGGACCAGGGCGAGAUCACGGGCGCCAAGGCGGGCGGAGUGCCCGGCGAGAUUCUGGGCUACUGGGAGAUGCAUCGCAAGUACGGUAUCCUGCCGUGGAAACGCCUCUUCCAGCCGUCCAUCAAGCUGGCCCGAGAGGGUCAUGUGGUGUCCCGGUACCUGGCCGCCGCCAUCCAAUCCAAGCUGACCCAAAUCCAAGCGGAUCCCUCCCUCUCCUCGGUCUUCCUGAAGGAAAACGGCGAUGCCUACCUUGAGGGGGAUUACAUGAAGCGUACUGUCUUGGGGAACACUCUGGAGAGGAUUGCCGAGAACGGUGCCUCGGAGAUCUAUGAUGGCGGCGAGACGGGUCGCAUGUUUGUGGAGGACAUUCAGGCGCUGGGCGGCAUCAUUACCGAGCAGGAUCUGCGUGAUUUCCGAGUUCGUUGGGAGAGUGAUGGCCAUAUCUCUGCCCAGGUCUCCGGCGGCUAUACCCUCUAUACCACGCCCCUGCCCAGCAGUGGUCCGGUUCUCACCUUCAUCCUCAACCUCAUGGACGGCCUCUACACAGACAAGUCAGAUGUGUACUGGCAGCGUGUUGUUGAAUCCUUCAAGCAUGCCUACGGCCAGAGGACGAAUCUGGGUGAUUUCCAUGCCGAUCCGGAGAAUGGACCCGCCAUCAAUGCCACCCUGGAACAAAUGCUACGUCCCGAGUUCGUCGAGAGCAUCCGGAAGUUGAUCCACGACGAUAGUACCUCGCAGAGCUAUGAUUACUAUGGUGCCAACUUUACGGUGGAGGAGGAUCACGGCACUGCCCACAUGAAUGUCCUGCAUCCCAAUGGAGAUGCUGUGUCUAUAACUAGUACCAUUAAUAACUAUUUCGGUUCCAAGGUGGCCUCUUCCCGGACCGGCAUUAUCCUGAACGAUGAAAUGGACGACUUCUCCACCCCGGGCGUCAUCAAUGGCUUCGGAGUACCAGCCUCCCCAGCCAACUACAUCCAGCCCGGAAAACGACCCAUGUCCUCGAUGAGUCCCGCCAUCGUUGUGGACCAGCAGGGCAAUGUCCGGCUUCUAGUGGGAGCAGCUGGCGGCACUAGGAUCACCACCAGUGUGGCGGAGGUCAUACUCAAGUAUCUGGUGCGUGGGGAGAGCCUCAAGGCGGCGGUGGACAAUGGCAGGAUCCAUCACCAGUUGGCGCCGAUGCGGGUCAGCUACGAGGUGGAGGUGGAGAGCAGCAUCACCGACUACCUUAAGCAGGUGGGACAUGUGAUGUACGAGGAGCCGCAGGGAUCCAGCUUUGCGGCCGUCACCGCCAUCGGGGCUUUGGAGGAGCCACUGCCCUUCUUCGAUCGCCGGCGGAUCGGCAGCUCCCUCACCAUCGCCAAGGCCAACAAGAUGCAGCAUUAGGUGGCUGCACUUUCCACACUUUCCAUCUUCGUGAUCGUGAUUUUAUUUAUUUAUAUAUAAAUUUUAGUUCGUAAGCGCCCAGGCCCAUGGGUCGUCCAUAACGCCCAUGGGUCAUGUGUACAUAACUGUUGGAACCAUAUUUCGAAUAGAGGAGUGUCUUCGAAAGAAUUCUUUUAUGUUUAAUAACAGGCUGUGAAUGCCGAAAUAGCCAAAUAUCUGAUUAUUUGUGUUUUAAUUUCAAACUUUACUAAUGAUACUAAAACUAGUUGGUAUUAUAUUGUACAUAAACGCUAUUCCUACAUGCCUGUUAUUUCUAAAAUAAAUUAAUUGCCAGUAUUCAA
This is a messenger RNA of Drosophila bipectinata, 2362 nucleotides long. It is a transcript of the gene Ggt-1, whose product is annotated as gamma-glutamyl transpeptidase. Gene Ontology annotation, cellular component: plasma membrane. Gene Ontology annotation, molecular function: glutathione gamma-glutamate hydrolase. Gene Ontology annotation, biological process: glutathione catabolic process. The record is from RefSeq and is a predicted model, not a curated record. Lineage: Eukaryota; Metazoa; Arthropoda; Insecta; Diptera; Drosophilidae.